Hyaloscypha bicolor E is the source of this 1906-nucleotide messenger RNA. RefSeq lists its product as uncharacterized. The coding region runs from base 1 to 1740 and encodes 579 amino acids. Gene Ontology annotation, molecular function: DNA-binding transcription factor activity, RNA polymerase II-specific; transcription cis-regulatory region binding; zinc ion binding. Gene Ontology annotation, cellular component: nucleus. The transcript has 5 exons. Gene Ontology annotation, biological process: regulation of DNA-templated transcription. The record is from RefSeq and is a predicted model, not a curated record. Lineage: Eukaryota; Fungi; Ascomycota; Leotiomycetes; Helotiales; Hyaloscyphaceae.
AUGGACCGCCAUACAUCAGUGUCUCUCGGGACGCCAGCACCAUAUGGACAAGCUUGUGCUAACUGUGUCCGGUCCAAAUGCAAGUGUAUCAUCCGCCAUGCUGGUGGACCUUGUGAGAGGUGCCGUCGCUUAGACAAUGAGUGCCGCCCAGCAGAGUCAGUUCGACGUCGGAGUCGGCGGAAGCCUGUGGUGUCCAGGACAGCACGACUCGAGGAAAAGCUAGAUGGCCUCGUGUCAUUGAUUAAGGCUGGAGCGCAAUCUAGUGGGGUCGUGAAAACACCUCAUGAAAUGAUUGUAGAAAAUUCUUCGCCUCGUGGCACUUAUCAUCCUGUAGCAGUCUCGACACCUCCCACUGAUGGUUCCACGGGCUCUCCGUACAGCCUUCAACCAUAUGGCUUCUUGGACACAGACUUCGAACCCUCUCCAGCCGACGCAGAGUCAUAUCUUAUAAAUUUCCAGACCUACAAAUCCAAAUACUUCCCGUUUAUUUAUAUCCUACCUACAACAAGGGCGCAAGACCUCCGACAAGAGCGACCGUUUCUAUGGCUUUGCAUAAUGACAGUCGGCUCAAAAUCAACAUCACAGCAACAAGUUUUGGGUACCCGAAUCCGACAAACUGUAGCGCAAGAAAUGGUCAUUGAGUCCGAGAAGAGUAUCGAUCUCCUGUUAGGACUUCUAACAUUUUGCUGGUGGGCUCACUACCAAGUGGGUACGAAAGGAUUCCUGGGUGUUUUUACUCAACUCGCGAUAUCCUUGGUCUUUGACCAAGGACUUAAUAAACAAGUCCGUAAAGACUUCCGUCCGCUGGUCUGCCUGAAGGCGAACUAUUCGAGGGCACCUACACCUCGGACCAUGGAGGAGCGGAGAGCUGUGCUGGGUUGCUUCUUGGUUACAUCAGUAAUAUCCUCAUUCGUUCAAAAAAUCGAUGCACUUCGUUGGACACCGCAUUUGGAUGAAUGUCUUCAAGUCUUAGACGAAGCAAAAGAAUGUUUCAGCGAUGGGAUUUUAGUCCAGCAAGUGCGAUUGCAAUUAAUAACUGAGCGAGUGACUCGGGCUAUAUUGGAUGACGGAGUAUCAGAAACUACGAAACGUGCCAUGAAGCCCACGUCUUUCUGUCUCGAAGUCUUCCAAUCGCAACUGCGUGACAUUAAAACCGAGCUUCUCGCUCAACCUCAAACGGAUGAUGCGGUGUUGUUUCAUCUUUACAACGCAGAGCUAGAAGUCUCCCUUCCACUCACGUUUCUCCAUGGAACAACACUUCAGCCACGGAAAUCUGUCGAUCCAGGCGUUCGGGCAAUAAAGUCAUGGUUUGACACCCUUUUUGCGAUACCAGUAGCCACCUACGCUGGGUUGCCCUUCUCCAUACUCUCGCAACUGGUCCGCUGCCUAGUUACGCUCUCUCGGCUCAUAAGUCAAGUCGAUUCUGGCUGGAUGGAGAACAGUAUUUGGACAACCGCGGAUGCGCUCUCCACGAUGAAUCGUGUGAUUGACAACUUCGAACAAGUUGCGGAACUCGCUGGGCUGGAUAAUAGUGGCUUCCCGGAAGGAGACCUAUUCUUUCGAACAGCACAGAUGUUUCGUACCAUUCGGCCAGGCAUGGAGACACAUUUGGUCCAAGAUGACUUACUAAAUAUUCCUCCUUCGCAGAGUGUCAAUGGAAUGUUUUGUCCUGACAACAUUCCUGUCAUGGGUUCUGACGACGAUUGGCUCAUGGACCUUCUCCUUUCUUCAAAUAAUUAACACUUAUGUAUUAUCUUGAACGCGGCCGCCGCACAAGAAUGAUACAUUUUUAUGAGGAAUUUCUUCCCGUUGGGAAAAUCAUUCGGCGUGUAUAGAUGAACCAGCAAUUUCGGGGCUGGAACCGAUGUGGAAUAGUAGACUUAGUGGUUCAUAUUACGAAUACUUG